GCACCUAAUGAGCAAAUACAUGUCUUUUUAUGUGCAAAUAAAAUGAAACAGAAAAGAGAGAAACAAAUUAAGAACUUGGGCAAUUUCGGAAAUUCACACUUUCUUGCGCAUUGAUCUUGAAUUUACACAUGUUUCCGACUUCUCCUCCCCUGAACAAUACUCCUAUAGUAUAUGAUAUGGUACAACGCAGAUUGCAACUCAGUUUGCCGAUUGUGGAGCUGAGCCUCUCCAAUCAGGCUAGUAAUAUAACAUUAAUUAUUGAUUUCUUUUGAUUAAAAAAAAUUUAUGCGAAGUGCGUGUACGUAUAUUUUGUUAAAAUGUAUAAUAUUUUUAAAAUCUUCAUCAUAAGAAAACCAUCUGAUUAAUUUCAAAAAUUUAAUAAUAAACGAUAAAGAAUUAAUCAUUUGCGAGAGAAGGUUCGAUUACUUGAGAGAGUUCUUGGGAAUUGCAAGGGAGCGGAGCUUUCGGUCAACCCGAUGAGUGAUGAAUGAGCCCUUUGCCGCAUAAAAGAAAGAUUGAUGAUUGCCUUUUCCAAACUGAGCAUGUCUCGAGUCCUGACUAAUGAAACUUUUCUUGAAAGAGUGAUGGAUGAUUGGUUCGUAAGAGAGAAACUAUUGGGUUGUCUUUUUCGCGCGGAGUAGACUCUUUUGAUUCUUCGAUGAUAAGAAAGACGACGCACUUCUGGUUUCGGUUAAGGUUGGCCGACCCAGCAAGCAAUCUACAUGUCCUCCUCUCCCUCUUUUUCUUCCUCCCAACAUGCCCUCCCUCCCUCCAUCCCUCUGUGUCGUCUCCAAUCCCCCGUUGUCUCUCGCUGCUUCCGCCCCCGCCCUCGUUCUCGCCGAAGGCUCAAGAACCUCACCAACCUUCCCACUUCCAUCUCCACCAAAUCCUCCUCCGAUUCCGACAAGCUUCAAACUGUCAUCGACCUUAACCACCUGACUGCCCAAGCCUCCUCCUCUUUCCGCGCUCUUUUCCCUUCUUUCGAAUCCAAUCUCACCCAUUUCGUUUCGUCCGGUAUUGAAGCCUGUAGGGAUUUACAAACCUUAAUCAUCAUCGAUGAAAACCGUAGAGUUGUGCUUUCCUGUCGCCCUCCUACGCUGCAUUUCUUUGCCACUUCAGCGGUUCUCAGCUUCGUCUCGAUUUCUGUUUUGAGGGCUUUGAUCAAGUCAGUUUCUCGGUUUCGGCUUUGUGGUCGAAAUGCAUCUGGCUACGCUCCCUUGGUUCGGAGGGACCGGAGUCUUGGGGGAAAAGAGGUCAUUGUUGGCAGGAACAACUCUCCCUCGAGGGUCUCAGCGAAUCCGUUAUCGCCGCCUCUGGGGCCUCUGAUGGGCAGCAUUCCGAAGAGAGCUGCUAAGACUAGAGCACGGGUUGAAGGGAAAUUGCCCCGGUGGUGGCCAACUCUAGUAACGCGUGCCAUCUCGAUGGAGGACGAGCAGGAAUAUAAAAGGGAUGCAUACAGACUAGUUCGAGCAAUCAAGGAUAGUAGAAUGAGCGGAAAGGACAUCAUGGAGGACGAGAUAAUUCAAUUACGGCAAAUUUGCAGAACUUCUGGUGUGCAAGUAUCUAUUGACCCACCAAACAUACGGGAUUCCUUAUAUCGAGCAUCUGUUGAAUUUGUUUUGAAUGCUUGUGGCAGGGCACCAAGUAACUCUAACUCCAUUGAGAUUAAUGAUGAGGAUUCUCGGGAAUUUCUUGCUGGUUUUGCUGGAAACAUUGGGCUUGAAAAUAGUCGCGCUGCAACAAUUGUGUCUGCAGCUGUUGCUGCACGUACUCGCUCUUGUCUUCUGCAGGCCUGGGCUCUGGAAAUGCAAGGUAAACAUGAUGAAGCUAAGCUGGAACUGUCACAGAUAUGCCUUCUUCUGCGCAUAUUUCCUCCUGAGGAUUCCUCACCAGAAAUGGAGAUGGUAGCUCGGGGCUUGGAGAAACACUUGAAAUUAGAACAAAGAAAACACCUUAUGGAUAUUUUUGCAGAAGUUUGUGGUGAGGGAAGUCAUAAAACUGCAAGGGAAGCCCUUGGUUUGGUGCGGAUCUGUUUCUCUGUCUUUUCAACUCAAAUCACGAUAAAAGAUUUACGGUAGUAAUAACGGCAACUGAACUUAACAGCAGAAAGUGCUCUGAAGGAAUUUCCCUAGCUAUUGGUGUUAUCGGGAGGCACUUAAAUUGCUUAUUUAAAAUUAUCUUUCUUUUUGCCAAGCAUAUAUUUUGGGUUUUCUUUUAUUGUGAACUUUCCGUGUACACUGAACCAUACUCUGCAUGGUGUUAAGCUAAUGUUUUCUGUUAGCUCUUCUUCCUGAUUGGGAAUGUAAAAUCAUGCAUACAAUGCAAGCCACUUUUCCGGCUCAUGUUUGAUUUCUUUACUAAUUUCUGUCUGUUCUUUUCUUCUGUGCAGAUGCAUUUGCAAAAUUGCUGCAGCGAUCAUCAACUUGAAGACAGAAUUCUCUGAACUUGAAUAAAUAUAUUUGCUGCAAUUUGUAUUCUUUUAAAAAUAUGUAGUUCAUUCGAUUGUUUAGGUAGCUUAUUUGUUUGAUAGUAGCCUCAAUAAAGCUCAUAGGGUUCCCUUGGGAAGAAAUGGCUCUCAGUGGGAUAAUUUAAUCAUGUCACGUCAUUCGGAUGGGAUCUACAUUUAUCUCUAAUGAUUAAAAUAUAACAAGUAAUUUUCAUCCAAACAAAUUAUAAAACGUAA
Prosopis cineraria is the source of this 2683-nucleotide messenger RNA. RefSeq lists its product as uncharacterized. The coding region runs from base 723 to 2078 and encodes 451 amino acids. NCBI's taxonomy places the organism in Eukaryota, Viridiplantae, Streptophyta, Magnoliopsida, Fabales, Fabaceae. The transcript is spliced from 6 exons. The record is from RefSeq and is a predicted model, not a curated record.